Messenger RNA from Beta vulgaris subsp. vulgaris (sugar beet), 2725 nucleotides. RefSeq names its product calcium-dependent protein kinase 26. Gene Ontology annotation, molecular function: ATP binding; calcium ion binding; calcium/calmodulin-dependent protein kinase activity. The record is from RefSeq and is a predicted model, not a curated record. Bases 501 to 2231 code for a protein of 576 amino acids. Gene Ontology annotation, biological process: protein autophosphorylation; peptidyl-serine phosphorylation; intracellular signal transduction. Lineage: Eukaryota; Viridiplantae; Streptophyta; Magnoliopsida; Caryophyllales; Amaranthaceae. The transcript has 9 exons. Gene Ontology annotation, cellular component: cytoplasm; nucleus.
AGAGCUGUUAGCCACUUUCUUCUUAGAUGUUUCUUAGCACCAAAUUACAACGAAUAUGGUAAUAAUCUAAUAAUUAUUGAUAAAUAGUACAUACUAAUUAAAGAAACUUUUUUUUUUUCUUGUUUUUAGAAGAAAACAAACAAAAACCACCUCAUAAAUUGUGAAAAAAAUCAAGAAAGAAAAAGAAAACGUAAAAAAAGAGCAACCUUGAUUAAAAAUGGAAGAUCUUUGACACCCAAUAAAUUUUUCUUCUUUUUUAUUUUUUUUCUUGUUUUGUUUAUUCCUUAGGAACAUGAGUUAGGAACUUACGUUGAAAGAUCUUUCCUUUGCCCUUUUUAUUGAUCAUCUUAAUCAAUAAAUUUAUCCGCUUUUCCUUAGUUACUAUUAUUGACUCCAUCAAAAGAUUUCAGCUUGCUCAGUGGAAUUUGAUUAAUUGGAUGAGAAACUUGGAUUUGGAUAGUGAAGGAGUUGAAUUGGUAGGGUGGAAUUGAGGGUGUUUCAUGGGCAAUACAUGCCGGGGAUCUUUUGGGGCAAGAUUUCAUCAGGGCCAAAGUCAGCCCGAGGAUCAUUCUGUUGUGAAUUCCAAUUCAAAUUCAAAUUCCAAUUCCAAUACCACUAGUUCUGUUCCUAAGAGAAACGAUUCAGAUUACUCCGAUUAUUCGCCGAAUACAUUGAGAACCCAACAGCUUGUUAACCAGGAAUUUGGUCAAGAUAACCCUAAGAAAGAUAAUAGUAAUAGUAAUUCGGCGGUGGUUGUCCCUAUGACUAAAGAUAGUACCAUGAGGAAGCAAAGUGAUAAUCAAGCAUAUUAUGUUUUGGGUCAUAAGACGGCCAACAUUCGUGAUCUUUACAUGCUAGGUCGUAAAUUGGGGCAAGGGCAAUUUGGGACCACUUAUCUUUGUACUGAGAUCGCCACAAAUAUUGAAUAUGCUUGUAAAUCGAUAUCGAAAAGGAAGUUGAUAUCCAAGGAGGAUGUGGAGGAUGUGAGGAGAGAGAUUCAGAUAAUGCACCAUCUGGCAGGUCACAAGAAUAUUGUGACCAUAAAGGGUGCUUAUGAGGAUACUUUGUAUGUGCACAUUGUGAUGGAACUUUGUUCUGGGGGUGAGUUGUUUGACCGCAUCAUUCAGAGGGGGCAUUACAGUGAGAGAAGGGCAGCUGAAUUGACUAAGAUUAUUGUUGGGGUCGUUGAGGCGUGCCAUUCGCUUGGAGUGAUGCACAGAGAUCUCAAGCCUGAAAACUUUUUGCUUGUUAAUAAAGAUGAUGAUUUCUCUCUCAAAGCUAUCGACUUUGGGCUGUCUGUCUUCUUCAAACCAGGUCAGGUCUUUACAGAUGUGGUUGGAAGCCCUUACUAUGUUGCGCCGGAGGUUCUUUUGAAGCAUUAUGGUCCUGAGGCUGAUGUAUGGACUGCUGGAGUUAUUUUGUACAUAUUGCUCAGCGGUGUACCACCAUUUUGGGCUGAAACACAGCAGGGAAUCUUCGAUGCAGUUUUGAAGGGUCACAUCGAUUUUGACUCAGAUCCAUGGCCCCUAAUAUCAGACAGUGCAAAGGAUCUAAUCAGAAAGAUGCUGUGUUCGAACCCUAAAGAACGUUUAACUGCUCAUCAAGUCUUAUGUCAUCCCUGGAUUUGCGAAAGCGGGGUUGCGCCAGACAGAGCAUUGGAUCCAGCUGUACUUUCUCGCCUCAAACACUUUUCUGCAAUGAACAAGUUGAAGAAGAUGGCUUUGCGGGUGAUAGCUGAAAGCUUAUCUGAGGAAGAAAUUGCUGGACUAAAAGAAAUGUUUAUGUCAAUGGACACCGAUAAUAGUGGUGCAAUCACAUUCGAGGAGCUCAAAGCUGGUUUGAAGAGAUAUGGUUCAAACCUCAAAGACAUAGAGAUACGUGAUCUGAUGGAAGCGGCUGAUAUUGAUAACAGUGGUACAAUCGAUUAUGGGGAAUUUAUAGCUGCUACUAUCCAUCUCAACAAGCUCGAGCGUGAUGAACAUCUUGUUGCAGCCUUUCAGUACUUUGACAAGGACGGGAGUGGAUCUAUUACCAUUGAUGAGCUUCAGCAAGCCUGUCAAGAACAGGGCCUUAAUGAUCUUUAUCUUGAAGAUGUUAUCAGAGAAGUUGACCAAAAUAAUGAUGGAACAAUCGAUUAUAGUGAAUUCGUUGCAAUGAUGAGAAAAGGUGAUGGUGGGAUAGGAAGGAGGACCAUGCGUAUGAGCAUGAGAGAUGCGCCUGGAUCUCACUAGUCUUUCACUGUAGUUUUUUUAAGGUUUGUACAGCAAUGAAUGAUAAAGCCAUGAGAUGUAGUUUUUGUUCUUCCUCGGCUCAACAGCUUCCUUUUUAAGGGUGUUUAUUGUAAAGGUUGUGUGGUUAAGCACCAUAGAGCAAAAGUUACAAGCUCUACGAUGACUGUCCUGAAACGGUUGCCUACUUACCAUGUCUUUAGAUGAUCUGCAUAUGUUUGGAAGAAAAAGGUUUGAUCAACUGGUUGCUUCCUCGGCAAGCUCGGAGGUUCAUGCUCGUUUUGUACUUUUAAAUUUGUUGGGUUGCGCCUUAGAGGAAAAGUUAAAAGAUAUUCGUUCAAGCGGCUGGUAAUGUCAUUUUAGAAAAGUGCUGUUGUAUGUUGUUCAUGUUAAGAUUUAAUCCCAGAUCCCUUUGUAUCAUGAAUGAAAAAGAGUAUUGUUGUUGAACUUUGUUCUGAAUCUUUUUGCUGUUUUAUGGAUGCUACUUUCUUUAUCUA